Vitis vinifera (wine grape) is the source of this 3151-nucleotide messenger RNA. Its product is annotated as receptor-like protein 6. The transcript has a single exon. Gene Ontology annotation, molecular function: protein binding. Bases 25 to 2469 code for a protein of 814 amino acids. The record is from RefSeq and is a predicted model, not a curated record. Lineage: Eukaryota; Viridiplantae; Streptophyta; Magnoliopsida; Vitales; Vitaceae.
UUUGUUAUAGCUUUUGAAGAUACGAUGUAUCGAAUCCUUUACUUCCUCUUCUUUCUCUCAUAUUCCCGAGUUAUUUGUUUCUCUUUCUCUAAUUCUACGAAGCUGUGUCCUCAUCACCAGAAUGUUGCUUUGCUUCGACUUAAGCAAACAUUUUCCGUAGAUGUUUCCGCUUCUUUUGCCAAGACAGACACUUGGAAGGAAGACACUGAUUGUUGCUCAUGGGAUGGUGUCACAUGCAAUAGGGUUACAAGCCUUGUAAUCGGGCUCGACCUUAGUUGCAGUGGCCUCUAUGGCACCAUUCAUUCCAACAGCAGCCUCUUCCUCUUGCCUCAUCUACGAAGGCUCAACCUUGCUUUCAAUGAUUUCAAUAAGUCCUCUAUUUCAGCUAAGUUUGGACAAUUCCGGAGAAUGACUCAUCUCAACCUUUCUUUCUCUGGAUUUUCAGGUGUAAUUGCUCCAGAAAUCUCCCACCUAUCCAACUUGGUUUCGCUUGAUCUCUCCAUCUAUAGUGGAUUAGGACUUGAAACAAGUAGCUUCAUUGCACUUACUCAAAACCUAACGAAGUUGCAGAAACUUCAUCUCCGAGGUAUAAAUGUCUCUUCCAUUUUGCCUAUCUCCCUACUGAAUUUAUCUUCUUUGAAAUCUAUGGAUCUCUCUUCCUGUCAACUGCAUGGGAGAUUCCCUGAUGAUGAUCUUCAGCUGCCCAACCUUAAGGUUCUCAAGUUAAAGGGUAACCAUGAUCUCAGUGGGAAUUUCCCAAAGUUCAAUGAGAGUAAUUCCAUUCUGUUGUUGGAUCUUUCUUCAACAAAUUUCAGUGGGGAGCUUCCUAGUUCAAUAAGCAUUCUAAAGUCUUUAGAAAGUUUGGAUCUCUCUCACUGCAAUUUUUCAGGGUCCAUUCCCUUGGUGUUAGGGAAGCUCACACAAAUCACUUACUUGGACCUCUCAAGAAACCAAUUUGAUGGUGAAAUCUCAAAUGUUUUCAAUAGGUUUAGAAAGGUAAGUGUAUUAGACAUUUCCAGUAAUAGUUUCAGAGGUCAGUUCAUAGCGUCACUUGACAAUCUAACAGAACUUUCUUUCUUAGACCUUUCAAACAAUAAGCUAGAAGGUGUCAUUCCUUCUCAUGUGAAGGAACUUUCAAGUCUAUCCUCUGUCCAUUUGUCCAAUAACUUGUUCAAUGGGACAAUACCAUCUUGGUUGUUUAGUCUACCAUCAUUGAUAGAGUUAGAUCUCAGUCAUAAUAAACUCAAUGGUCAUAUUGAUGAAUUCCAAUCCCCUUCAUUGGAGUCCAUUGAUUUGAGUAAUAAUGAGUUAGAUGGGCCAGUUCCAAGUUCCAUCUUUGAACUUGUAAAUCUUACAUAUCUCCAGCUUUCUUCAAAUAACUUGGGUGGCAUUGUGGAGACAGACAUGUUCAUGAAUCUUGAAAAUCUUGUCUAUCUCGAUCUUUCAUAUAACAUUCUGACAUUGAGCAACUACAACCAUUCCAACUGUGCACUACCAUCCUUGGAAACAUUGUUGUUGUCUUCUUGCGACAUAAGUGAAUUCCCAAGAUUUUUAUGCAGUCAAGAGUUAUUGGCAUUUUUAGAUCUUUCAAACAACAAGAUUUAUGGACAACUUCCGAAAUGGGCAUGGAAUGUGGGUACGGAGACACUGUCUUACUUAAAUCUUUCUCAAAACAUGCUAACCAGGUUUGAGAGAUUUCCAUGGAGGAUUAUGCAAUAUCUCGACCUUCAUUCCAACUUGCUUCAAGGGCCACUUCCAUCAUUGAUUUGUGAAAUGAGUUAUAUUGAAGUUUUAGAUUUCUCCAAUAACAACUUGAGUGGCUUAAUUCCACAAUGUUUGGGAAACUUCAGUAAGUCUUUCUCAGUUUUGGAUUUGCGAAUGAAUCAACUUUAUGGUACCAUUCCUAAAACGUUUUCAAAGGGCAAUCUUAUCAGGAAUCUUGACUUCAAUGGAAAUCAAUUGGAAGGGCCUCUACUACGAUCUUUGAUCAAUUGUAGAAGGUUGCAAGUUUUAGACCUUGGAAAUAACAGAAUAAAUGAUACAUUCCCCCAUUGGUUGGAAACUCUUCCGGAGUUACAAGUUUUGAUCUUGCGUUCAAAUAGGUUCCAUGGUCACGUAAGGGGUUCAAAUUUCCAAUUUCCAUUUCCCAAGUUACGAAUAAUGGAUCUCUCACGCAAUGGUUUCUCUGCCAGUUUAUCGAAAAUAUAUUUGAAGAAUUUCAAGGCAAUGAUGAAUGCGACUGAGGAUAAAAUGGAAUUAAAAUUUAUGGGCGAAUACUCUUAUCGAGAUUCAAUAAUGGUAACAAUCAAAGGAUUUGAUUUUGAAUUUGUAAGUAUCUUGUUUACUUUCACAAUAAUUGAUUUGUCAAGCAAUAGAUUCCAAGGAGACAUUCCAGAUUUCAUUGGUAGUCUUAGUUCACUUCGAGAACUCAACUUGUCUCAUAACAACAUUACAGGGCAUAUUCCAUAAUCUUUGGGGAAUCUAAUGGUGCUUGAAUCGUUAGACCUCUCUUCGAACAAGCUCAGUGGGAGAAUUCCAAGGGAGUUGACAAGUCUAACGUUUCUUGAAGUCCUAAAUCUUUCAAAAAAUCAUCUCACUGGAGUCAUUCCUCGAGGCAACCAAUUUGAUUCAUUCACAAAUAAUUCAUAUAGUGGGAAUAUAGGAUUAUGUGGAUUUCCCUUAUCUAAGAAAUGUGUAGUUGAUGAAGCACCACAACCUCCCAAAGAAGAGGAGGUGGAAUCUGAUACUGGAUUUGAUUGGAAAGUCAUAUUGAUGGGGUAUGGCUGUGGACUAGUAGUUGGAUUGUCUAUUGGGUGCCUCGUCUUCUUAACAAGAAAGCCUAAAUGGUUUGUAAGAAUGAUUGAAGGAGAUAGACACAAGAAGGUUAGAAAGUCAACAAGGAGCACUUGUAGGCAUGGAGCAAGAAGAAGUUAGGCCCACUACAAGGAAAAUGUCAAAAGAUGACGUUUUUUAAACAUCAAGAUAGAUAUAAGAUGACGCUGUUCAAAAGCGUCAUAUUUUUUACUGUCAUCUUAUAAAUUGCCAUUUGUUGACGCAUUUUAGAAGCGCCAUAGUAUUUUCAACUCAGCAAUGACACUCAUAGUGAGUGUCAUAAUUUUAAACCUUGGCACUUUUUAAGUGUCAUCAUAUG